Spizellomyces punctatus DAOM BR117 is the source of this 1388-nucleotide messenger RNA. RefSeq lists its product as uncharacterized. The coding region runs from base 263 to 1150 and encodes 295 amino acids. NCBI's taxonomy places the organism in Eukaryota, Fungi, Chytridiomycota, Chytridiomycetes, Spizellomycetales, Spizellomycetaceae. The transcript is spliced from 2 exons. The record is from RefSeq and is a predicted model, not a curated record.
CAUCGCGCAUACGAUAAUCGAUAUACGCCGUAUCCCCCAGCGGAAGUCACACCUGCAAUCAAGGCCAUCCCAUUUGGCGAUCGCGCCAGCGCUGAACCAGCGCCAGGUCUACGCCUGAAUACAGUAAAUACAAACGCCUUGCGCGGAAAGUAGUAGUCCUGAUCGCGACAUCGCUUUUCCUCGAGAAGAGAGGGAUCACCCGCAGGUGACGAAAUAACGGGGGGAGAUGCCAUGGCGAAGGAAGAUGUUUCGGUGAAAGCCGAUGGAGGAAACAGCGCAGGGUGAUCUAGCACGUGACUACGCAUUGCUGAACGACGCAGAUCUUUGGGAGCUCCUCCUGAUCGUAGAGGAAUUCUGCACCAUGCCACCAUUCACUCCUCGGCACUUUAUGCUCCUCACAACUGGGUUGGGGGUAUACGCAACAACUUCAUAUGCGUCUUACCACGCUUACAGGAUCUAUUCCGCUCCACCGCCAGCGCCAGGCAUCGCGGAUCCCUCACAACAAGACGCAUAUCCUGGCGUAUUUGAUGCCCUAGCUCCCGAAUAUGACGGUAAAAUCGGAUGGGAUGAGUGGUUGAUGAGGGUUGGAUCCCGCCGAAAGGAGCUGGUUGAGCGGGCUUCCGGCUCCGUGCUGGAGGUGUCGACAGGGACAGGACGAAAUUUGGAAUACUACACCCAAAACCCGGCGAUAAAACGUUUGACGUUAACGGAUACCUCGGAGCCAAUGCUUCAUAAGGCAUAUACUCGGUACCGAUCUAUGACAAGCGCCAAACACAGCUUUCCCCCAACGUCGUUUGAAAUGAUGAAUGUUCAGGCUUUGCCUGUAAACGACCGUCAAUAUGAUACGGUGAUUGAUACAUUUGGGCUGUGUUCUUGUUCAGACCCCGUUGCAGCCCUGCGUGAGAUGGCGAGAUGCUGUAAGCCGGAUGGGAGAGUGUUAUUGUUAGAGCAUGGAAGAGGACGAUACGGUUUUCUCAAUGACGCGCUGGAUAAGACGGCGACUGAACAUGCCGUCAAGUGGGGCUGUUGGUGGAAUAGAGAUAUUGAAGGUUUAGUGAAGAAGGCGGGGCUGGAAAUUGUGGAGAUGAAGACCUUUCAUUUUGGUACAACUCUGUGGAUGGUAGCGAAACCGAGAAUCUCAGACAUAUGAUCCUGCAUGAGCUCAACAAGCGGCAAACAGCCAAUCACUAUUUAUACAAAACCUAGACUGUAGAUAUAUCACAAAUAGUUUAUGUAGCAGUAGGUUCCGUAGCUUCACCACAUUCUGUUUCCCUAUACUUUUUCACCCUAAGUUCUACGAGGGAUCGUGGCUCGUGUAUCCAUAGACUUAGUUCUCCAAGACCCGCGUCCAAUAGCGUCCGUUCUACCCACGCAUUCGCUGUGACGGU